AUGGACCUAACACUAAUUUCAGUAGUAGCUGCAGUUGCUUUGAGCUUUUUGAACAUUCAUCUCGUGAGUGCCCAAGACUACAUAAAUUUAGCGAAUAAUUCACAGCCGGAUGUGAAUAAGAAUCGAAGAAAUUCAGAGAAAAUCCUUUCUCGUAAACGUAGAUAUCUAAUUUUUCCUGAAGGAAGUUCACUUCAACUCGUAUUCGAUGAAAUUAUUCCAAUUGUCGAUUACAACAAUUGGCUCAUCCUCGGAGUCACGGUGGCUUUGGCUUGGGAAUUGCCGAGUAAACCUCCUAGUGAACAACUGGAAGAAAUCCGUGACAAACUAAACGAUGGAACACUGUUCCUGCGAAAAGAUGAAAACGUGAAUGAUCUGCAAUACGUCGAUAAGCCGAAAGAACCGCAAAAUCUUUUAAGGCCAUCAUCAUAUACACCCAGUCAGAAUUACUUUUAUAGUGAAGGUCGAAGAUGGGAUAGUGGUUUCCAAUCGAAAAAUAGUUUUCCUAGUGCCAGUUACUAUCCGAAAAGUUCAGGACGAUAUCCUACAUCGUUCUCCCAAGAUUACAGAGGAUACGUAUUCAAAACUAAUCCUAACAACUAUGCUGGAUCAUACAAGAGAGUACAGUGGCCGCAGUCGCAAAAGAUACCAUUUUGGGAGGAUUUAGGCAGAAGAAAAUCACCUUCGCCGCCAUUAACAUAUCCCCAAAAAACUUAUCCCCAACAAACGUAUCCUCAAAGAACGUAUCCUCAAAGAACGUAUCCCCAAAAAACGUAUCCACAAAAGACCUAUCCACAAAACACGUAUCCCCAAAAAACGUAUCCAAACAUAGUUUAUCCAUCCAACAGCAAUCGACGCCAUCACAUAUAUCCAGUUUUCGGCAAGAGAAGUAUUCGUAGUGCUUCGUUAACAAAAGAUGAAAUAUUGCAUUUGGAAUACCAUCGAAAAUCUCGUCACCAACUUUACAGUAAAAUUGAAAAAUAUUUCAUUUCGCAAGGUAAACAUGGCCAGCAGUGCGUACUAAAGCUUUUAUGCGAAACUGGACAAAAGCGAAAUGAGACUGAACCCGGUAGUUUCCUUGGUGAAAUAAUGCGAGCAAUUUUCACUUUUCCGGAAGGGCAUGCGGACCUGCGAAAUUCGAAGUAUGAAAAGUAUGAACAAGCGCAUGGGCACGAAGGAAACUGUACAGAUCAGUAUCCUAAUUGCCCUCAUACCUUCUGGUUUAAUAAUAUGUAAUUGGAAAA
Molecule: messenger RNA, 1241 nt
Organism: Hermetia illucens (black soldier fly)
Lineage: Eukaryota; Metazoa; Arthropoda; Insecta; Diptera; Stratiomyidae
Exons: 4
Coding region: 1-1233 (410 amino acids)
Source: RefSeq, a predicted model, not a curated record